Messenger RNA from Mucor mucedo, 583 nucleotides. RefSeq names its product ribosomal L27 protein-domain-containing protein. NCBI's taxonomy places the organism in Eukaryota, Fungi, Mucoromycota, Mucoromycetes, Mucorales, Mucoraceae. Bases 8 to 472 code for a protein of 154 amino acids. Gene Ontology annotation, molecular function: structural constituent of ribosome. Gene Ontology annotation, biological process: translation. The transcript is spliced from 3 exons. The record is from RefSeq and is a predicted model, not a curated record. Gene Ontology annotation, cellular component: ribosome; mitochondrial large ribosomal subunit.
CUUCUAAAUGUCUUUGCUGAAUCGCGCCUUUUCUCAGUUUAGUUCAACAACUGUUAAAAAUACUCAAUGGAGUAUUAAUGCCAGACCUGCUGUCACAACCUUUUUAAAAAACACAACAGAAACUAGCCAAGUUCGUUGGGCCACAAAGAAGUCGGGUGGUUCUUCUCGUAACGGUAGAGAUUCUGCUGGUAGAAGAUUAGGCGUUAAGAAAUUCGGUGGCCAAGAAGUCAUUCCCGGUAACAUUAUUGUACGCCAAAGAGGAACCAAAUUCCACGCUGGUGACAACGUUGGUAUGGGUAAGGAUCAUACGCUCUAUGCACUCGAACCUGGAUACAUUCGUUUUUAUAAGGAUGUGCAGCAACCCAAGCGUAGAUUAGUCGGCAUUGUCAACGAACGUGAAGCAACACUCCCUAUUCCAUUCGACCAACCCAAGCCUAGAAGAUUUGAUUUAAUCGAUUUGAAUGCUUUGUAAUCUGAACGACCGAGAAAAAGAAGAUAAAACACUUAGGAUAAAACAAUAAAAAGUAGAUGUAUAUAACAUAAGCAUUGCAAUAUCGCAAAAUGUUGUUUUAUUUAUGAGAAA